UUUAUUACUUAAAGCUUUAAAUGUUAAGUGGAAAAAGAGUUUUACCGAUGCGAUGUUGUUUAAAACGGAAGAAUGCAUUUGAACGCUUCUGUAGUUUUGAAAAUUAUCAAAAUCUUAAACUUUAAUUAUUAUUUUUGUAAUUUGCUGGUAUUUGUUUAAAAGCUAAUCCUAUGACAUGAUUUAAAUAUUUCUAUACAUGCCAGGACAGAUUAACAUGGAUGGAUUUAACUCUAGAAGUGUAAACUGUUGUCGUGCUUCGUUUUAAAACAAGAAUCAUGUCGAAAACAAUGAACAAGAAGGCAGAUACUAAAGUAAAGACUGUCAUGUUACCUGGAGAAAGAGGACCGGAAAUCCAAUAUCGUCUUACUGGGUUUAAUCAAACGACAAAACGAAAAUCCGUUCCUAGACUCAGAAAAGCACAAAAUACCCAGAUUUCAGCAAAGAAUGUAACAACAAAUAUUGUCCACAAUAACAAUGAACACGAAAACACAAACGCUUCAUCUUUAGAAAACAAAACCCCUCAACCGGAAGCAACAAUGGUAUCACUAAAAGACAAAGAUGAUGUUAAAAUUGGUAGAAUUGGUGAUUACCAACCUAAGCCUUCCACUGAAUUUUGUUGUGCUAAUGAUAAAGACACAACCGGAAGUUGGAUAUCAGGGAUUGAAUUUGUUCAGGAUGAUCACAUAAUUGUACUGGAUACUAAUAACUGCAAAUUAAAACGAUUUAACACACUCUUCAGAUUUCUGUCGGAAGUCGAGGUGCCCGUUGACUGUGUGUGCAUGACUAAAAUAUCUGAUAAGGAAAUUGCUGUAACUUGUUUAAAUGAAGUUCAUUUUUAUUCCAUUGGCCAUUUUGGUAUGAGCCGAUCUUCAAAACAUUUUGAAGUGAGCGGAGAUGCUUACGGCAUCAGCUAUGGAGACGGUAAAUAUGCAGUCACAUGUGAUAUUGAAAUUGAAGAUAAAUGUGCUAUUCGUAUUUUAGAUAUAUUUGGUGAUGAAAUACAUGUGAUAAGAAUGAAAGGCAGCGAUAAUGAAGACAUUGCCCUUGGCCCGUACUGCCAGAUAGACAACAUGCACCAAGUUGUUGCUGUGUCGGAUUUUGACAACCGUUUUGUACGUUGUUAUCAUUUCAAUGGAUCUUUAAAAUGGAAAUGUCAGGUGGAGGGUGGACCAAGAGGUCUUUUAAAAAUUGGAAAUGAUUUAAUUGUUUCAGAUAAUUAUGGACAAGAAAUUUGUGCAAUAGCAAUAGAUUCUGGGAAAAAGAGGACACUUCUUCAAGAUGAAGAUGGCGUAUUCAAUCCAGAAUUAAUUGCAUGUAAUGGCAGAAACCUACGUCUUGCAAUAACGCAGCGAGCUUUUGAUACCAUCAGUAUCUUUAAUUUAAGUAAAAGAUAAUAAUGAUGAAUCACUAAUUGGGAGUGUUGUAUAUAUGAAAUGUAUUUUUUAUAAUGUUGAAUUCUGUUACCAAACAACUCAGAAAAUUAAGAGAGAUUUAGAUGUCAAAAUACGAUUUUAAAUGCAUAUUUUCAAAGACACAUCGCAUGUUGAAUCAAUUUUAAAAUACGUAUUUGCUUUUUUUAUGCCCCGCCUGUGAUUGAAGGAAGCAUUAUUUCCAAUCCGUUUGUCGUCCCGUACCAGGUGAAGGGAGUUUACCGUGAAGUUGUAGUCACCAUGAUGUGAACUUAAGAUAUAUGCCAAUUAGGGUUUUGAUACAGAUUUCGCGUUUCACUGAACAUUGAAAUGUGAUAGUGUGAGCGGGGCAUUAUGUCCAAGGGAGACAUAAUGAUGUUUAUAUUUUGAAUGGCUUUUGUAUGAUGUUUACAGAAUACACAUUGUUAACAGGUUUAAAUAUUUAAUGUAUUUAAUUAAGAAAUAAAGUCUACUAAAUACCG
This is a messenger RNA of Mytilus californianus (California mussel), 1891 nucleotides long. RefSeq lists its product as uncharacterized. Lineage: Eukaryota; Metazoa; Mollusca; Bivalvia; Mytilida; Mytilidae. The record is from RefSeq and is a predicted model, not a curated record. The transcript has 2 exons. Bases 276 to 1394 code for a protein of 372 amino acids.